Molecule: messenger RNA, 820 nt
Organism: Leptosomus discolor (cuckoo roller)
Lineage: Eukaryota; Metazoa; Chordata; Aves; Leptosomiformes; Leptosomidae
Source: RefSeq, a predicted model, not a curated record
GCCAGCGGCAACCAGACCCUGGGCAGGAUGCCCCGGCAGCCCCUGGAGCUGCAAGUGGUCACCAUCCUGCUGGUGCUGGUCAUCUGCGGGGUGGGCAUCGCGGGCAACGUGAUGGUGGUGCUGGUGGUGCUGCGCACCAAGCACAUGGUGACCCCCACCAACUGCUACCUGGUGAGCCUGGCGGUGGCCGACCUCAUCGUGUUGCUGGCGGCUGGGCUGCCCAACAUCUCGGAAGUGGUGGCUUCUUGGGUGUACGGCUAUGCCGGCUGCCUCUGCAUCACCUAUUUGCAGUACUUGGGCAUCAACAUCUCCGCCUGGUCCAUCACCGCCUUCACGGUGGAGCGUUACAUCGCGAUCUGCCACGCCAUCAAAGCGCAGCUCCUGUGCACCGUGUCCCGCGCCAAGCGCAUCAUCUCCUCGCUCUGGCUCUUCACCUCCGUCUAUUGCCUCAUGUGGUUCUUCCUGGUGGACACGACCCAGGUCACCUUCUCGGAUGGGGCACAGGUCAGCUGUGGCUACCGGGUCUCCAGAAGCCUUUACAUGCCCAUUUACUUCUUGGAUUUUGCCGUCUUCUACAUCAUCCCGUUGGGCCUGGCAAGUGUCCUCUAUGGUCUCAUUGCCCGCAUCCUCUUCAUGAGCCCCCUGCCCGCCACCCCACAGGACUCCUGCUUGGGCUCCACGCACCAGGGCGGCUCCCUCAAGCUCUCCUGCCGGGGCAACAAAGGGGCCCUGAGCUCCCGCAAGCAGCUCUCCUCAGUGCUGAUUAGGCUCAUUUUUCACAUGAACACCAGAAGUAAGUUCAGAGCACCUCAAAUGUCAG